Messenger RNA from Arabidopsis lyrata subsp. lyrata, 736 nucleotides. RefSeq names its product germin-like protein subfamily 1 member 7. The transcript has 2 exons. Gene Ontology annotation, cellular component: cell wall. NCBI's taxonomy places the organism in Eukaryota, Viridiplantae, Streptophyta, Magnoliopsida, Brassicales, Brassicaceae. The annotation marks the transcript as partial. The record is from RefSeq and is a predicted model, not a curated record. Gene Ontology annotation, molecular function: manganese ion binding.
UGUGUUGCCGUCGAUGACGCUAAUGGCGUUUUCGUGAAUGGAAAAUUCUGCAAAGACCCAAAAUACGUGAAAGCUGAAGACUUUUUUACUUCUGGACUAAACAUUGCCGGAAACACUAUAAACCGCGUUGGCUCCAACGUUACAAACGCUAACGUUGACAAAAUCCCUGGACUCAACACACUCGGUGUGUCUCUUGUCCGAAUUGACUUUGCCCCGGGAGGUCAAAACCCACCACACACGCACCCACGAGCCACCGAGAUCCUCGUGGUUGUCGAAGGAACGCUCUUAGUCGGGUUUGUGACAUCGAACCAAGACAACAACAGAUUGUUCUCAAAGGUUCUUUACCCGGGAGACGUAUUUGUGUUUCCCAUAGGAAUGAUACAUUUUCAAGUGAACGUUGGGAGGACGAACGCAGUUGCGUUUGCUGGUCUUGGUAGCCAAAAUCCAGGUACGAUAACAAUCGCAGACGCGGUUUUUGGAUCGAAGCCUUUGAUUACGCCGGAGAUUUUAGCUAAAGCGUUUCAGCUGGAUGUGAACGUGGUUAGAUAUCUCGAGGCAAGGUUUUCUUCCAAUUAUGAUCGUCAUUAUUAACAAGUUAAGAGAAUGACGGGAAAAUGUACCAAAACAUGAAGAAAAUAUUGUAUUAUAGUGUGUGAGAACUAAAAUAAAACAAUUAAGACUGUAAAAAAAGGAUGAAAAAAAAGAGAUGUGUCUUUUAUAGUUUGAUAUAUAAUAA